Paramisgurnus dabryanus is the source of this 5844-nucleotide messenger RNA. RefSeq names its product ANTXR cell adhesion molecule 1b (gene antxr1b). Gene Ontology annotation, cellular component: plasma membrane; cell surface. The record is from RefSeq and is a predicted model, not a curated record. Lineage: Eukaryota; Metazoa; Chordata; Actinopteri; Cypriniformes; Cobitidae. Gene Ontology annotation, molecular function: transmembrane signaling receptor activity.
UUUCAAACUAUCCCCUCUGCACCUUCAACACGUUUUAAGGGGGCCAGCACUAGCCUGACAUUUAUUUGUGGUAUACUUGCAGUAUUAGUUAAAAAAGUGUGUCUUUUGUGAGGGAGUGACUGAACGCCUCCUGAUUCAGGCCAGUUUAACUCAGUCUUGGGAUCUGACUGCAGCUCUGGGAAUCUGCCACAGGCAUGCCUUUCCUUUGAGGCCAGACCUUCUCCAGCCUGGAUGGAUCAGACAGCGAGGAGGCUGCUGAGCAAAACGUCCCCACCACCACUACAGUUGGAUGUCUCACAUUGUGGCUCUGUUUGGAAACACCACUGAAGUUUGAAACUGCAUCUGCCGAACUUGAACAAUGUGCAUCGGUUGGCGUGGGGGUGCGAGGAUGCUGAUAGGCUUGUGUGGACUAUUUGUCCUGAAGGUCACCGGCUGUGCUGGACAGACCUAUGAACGCUGGGAGGCCGGUUCCUCGUGCUACGGAGGAUUUGAUCUCUACUUUGUGCUGGACAAAUCUGGAAGUGUCCAGCACCACUGGAAUGAGAUCUACUAUUUUGUUGAUCAUCUUGCACACAAGUUCAUCAGUCCGCAGCUCCGAAUGUCCUUCAUAGUGUUUUCAACAGAGGGAAGGAUCCUAAUGAGACUGACAGAGGACAGGGAUCAGAUCCGCGCCGGGCUGGAGGAGCUUCAGGGAGUGUUGCCAGGUGGAGACACAUUCAUGCACAAAGGCUUUCAAAGGGCUAGUGAGCAGAUCUACUAUGGCACAGGUGAUGGAUAUCGCACAGCGAGUGUCAUCAUUGCUCUAACAGAUGGAGAAUUGCGCGAGAAUGAAUUUGACUUGGCAGCCAGAGAGGCCGGACGCUCGCGGCAGCUGGGAGCUUCUGUCUAUUGUGUUGGAGUGAAGGACUUUAAUGAAACCCAGCUGGCGACGAUAGCUGACAGUAAAGACCAUGUUUUUCCGGUGUAUGAUGGGUUUGAAGCCCUGCAAGGAGUCCUUGAUUCGAUCCUGAAGAAGUCGUGCAUCGAGAUCCUUGCGGUGGAACCGUCAAGCAUUUGUGCCGGAGAAUCCUUCGAGGUGGUCGUCAAAGGCAACGGAUUCCUUCACGCUCGUGAUGUGAACCGAAUUCUUUGCAGCUUCCGCAUCAACAACACCAUCACCGUGAUGAAGAGACCUCUGGUAGUUAAGGACACGUACCUGCUCUGCCCAGCGCCUGUACUGAAGGAGAAAGGAACAUCUGCCACUCUCCAUGUCAGUAUGAACAACGGCCUGAGUUUUAUCUCCAGUUCUGUGACCAUCACAACCGUGACCUGCACUGAUGGAACCUUCUUGGCCAUAGCGCUGCUCAUACUUAUGCUGCUGAUCGCCAUGGCGAUACUUUGGUGGUUUUGGCCCCUCUGCUGUACCGUGAUUGUCCACGAGCCACCACCACCACCUGUGAUGGAAGACAGUUCGGAUGAAGAGGAUGACGGCUAUCCAAAGAAAAAGUGGCCGACAGUGGACGCGUCAUAUUAUGGUGGCAGAGGAGUUGGCGGCAUUAAAAGAAUGGAAGUGCGCUGGGGAGAUAAGGGGUCCACUGAAGAAGGAGCCAAACUGGAGAAAGCCAAGAAUGCUCGAGUGCAGAUGCCAGAGCAGGAGUUUGAGUUUCCAUGCACACGGACCCUGAACAACGGCAUGCGGAAGCCCAUCUACCCUCAGAAGUGGUACUCGCCGAUCAAGGGUAAACUGGACGCGCUGUGGGUGUGGCUUAGGAGAGGAUACGACCGUGUAUCAGUGAUGCGGCCUCAACCUGGAGAUAAGGGUCGCUGUAUGAAGUUCACCCUCAUGAAAUCCUGCCCGGCCCCUCAAUACCCACAUUACAACAACCCCUCGACUCACAUCUACAGCCUUCCCCACAGCAGAUGCCCCCCUGUCCCACAGGGCACCCUGCCGCCCACUCCACGCUGCUCCGCCCACUCUCCGACCUCCACCCUCCCACCACUGCCUUCCACCCCGCCCCCGUCAUCUAUCACCCCUCCCCCUUACACUCCACCUCCAACCAAUCUGAGCAUCAGUGUGACUUUACCCCCUCCCUCUCCACCACCACCAGCACCCUCAUCCUCCAGCACCCUGCCUCCACCCCCUCUUGCUGCUCCGCCCGGACGAGCCCCGCCUCCUUCUCGUCCACCACCACGCCCAGGUGUUGAUGUUCCUGACCUUCCCUAAAGAGGAACCGCAGUUGUUCCAUUAGGGACGAGCUGCACCAAGACUUUUCAAUAAUGAAAAGUGUGAAUCGAGGCAUUCGGCAUGUAUCUGACAUUGUGUCAACCUAACGCUGAUGGAUGUCAUAGAUAUGAAAGACCUAGCGACUGUUGCUAAUUUCCACCACCAUAUUCAAGCACAUCCAUCAUUUCAGAAGACAAUGCACAAAUGCAAGAAAAAGACUUUUAUCACGAUUUAGUACUUUUAUUCAGUUUAAUCUUGUUAUUUAGUAAAAAACAAUUCUCAUCCUUUUUUAUAUCUUUUUCUGGUUUGUACAUCCAUGUUACUUUUGACUGUAUGUGCACUUCAUUGUUACCCUUUCUAAAGCCUGAUUCGGACCACCAAUGACUAGCUCAUUUAUUUUAAUGGAAGCUUGGCGACUUCCGGGACACGACCAAAACCAAGUGUUGGCGACAGGAAGGGGACGUGUCAAAAGUUUAACUUUACGACUUUUCGUCAAUCACGUUAUCUGUCUCUCAUCAGUUAUGCUACGUUCACACUAGACUUUGAGCAUGCGAGUAUUUGUCGGACGUUGCUGCAGGGAGUGGACGGGCAGUAGCUCAUCAGUAUGAUAUUUGGUUUCGUCCAUUUGUGCUUCUUUAGGUCAGAGAUCACCAGACUUGAACUUUGCUACGCAGCGACCUGCAACAUAUCGCCACACAAGCUUGCGUUUCCGGUCUGAUGCUUUCUCAUGCGUAUGAAUGGAAGACGAAAAGUCUAGUGUGACCGCAGUGGAUGGCACUUGUUUGUUUAUGACCACCAAAAUUAGGAACACCUCCUAAGGACCACAUUGACAGAAACUUGAGGAAAAAACUCUUUAACCCCUUAGCAUUCCUGAAAAACUCCUUAAAAUGACACAAAUUGUAACUGCUGUGUUGAUUGUAUCUUAAAAGGGUUUACAUCAUUCGAAUCACAAGAAUCUCAGCUUUCCAAAGAUAUAUGACAUGUUUAGGUAUUUGUUUUUGAGUUUUCAUGAAGUUUCUGUCAAAUAAUGUAGUGUUCGUCCCAUGGGACAUUGGAACGUUAGGGGGUUAAUAUGUAUAUAUGGUUGCUUUGCAAACAUUGAGUUUAUAUUAUAGUUACAGUUUGAUCAUUUUAAUUUCAAGCACUUUUUGAAUUUUGUUUGAAAGUUUCUUGUGGUUAUUAAGGAUGUUCAAUGUCAAUCUGGAGAUCCCUUGAACGAUGAGCAUGUUUGUACACGCUUUAAAUAAAUUUCUACUUCUGCGUCAUAUGUUUGGUACAUCAUAAGCCAAUUCUACACUUUUGCGUAUCAGACCCUAAUAAAUAAUAUCAUUCUCUAAUGGCGUCUGAUUCACACACAAAUAAGACAACCUCUUGAAAAUCAUCCACACUUUUCAUAAUAAAAGGAAAUCUUCAACUCGAGCAGCGACUCACAUGCGUUCAUGUGAAAAUCAAAUCUAAUUCACAGAACUGAUGCUAAAUGAAAAACUCUAUGUAACUUGUUUUUAACAUCCACCAUGUUACAUAUUUACACAGAUAAUCCAGAAGAAUUGACCCUUAAGAUAAUAAGAUGAUUUAAGGAAAGCUGGAGGAUGACAUACCUAAAAUUUUAGCAUUUUGUAUGGAUGGCCUACCCCAGAGCACCCCAAUCUGAUCACGGCUCUCUUCUAUAAGCGGGAGAAUGUUAUCAUUGCAAAGUGGUCAUGCUAAUGUCUUGGGUUUAUUUCACAAGACUUAUGGAUAUGCUGUUUGAUUUAUAAUUAUUAGAUUUUUUAAGCUGUUCCUCAAUUUGUGUGUUUCCCAUUUGAAUGGUUACUGCUUGCGCUGGGACCUAAAGGCUUUAGCUUCAAUUUUGAUUAAAUUAUUUUCGAAACGGUUGCAUAUUAUAUCGUUGAUUUAUCCAUCGAAUGCAUAGUGCAGUCCCUUUUGUCUUGCUCUCUCAGAUAUUUCACCUGUUGGCCAAAAAUUACUAAUUAUCUCCUUGGGAAUGUCUGACACAAGUGCAUACACUGUACUAGACACGAAAGCUUGACAGGCAUAGCAACAGUAACUAAGAAGGGCGGGGCUUAGUGAAGGGUCAAAUCAUUUAUUAGCAAACACCUUGUAUACAACUAAUGCCCAACAAAUUUUUACACUAUCACCAUUUACUUUUAUUCAUUAAAGCUUUCAUUGUUCAUUCAUGUACGUAUGUACUACAAUGUACUAUAUAAUGUUAACAGACACACUAUAAAAAAUAAAGGUGCUUCAGAACCACUUUGUGGGCUAGAUGGUAUUUUAUAUACGAGGAAGCUUUCGGGUUUUUUAAACAGAAAGAUUAUAUAAAUGAGUUUAUUAGUAAAUGUUUGUUUAAGAAAAAAGUUUGUAAUUUUACUGAUACAAAUUUUAAAAACUUCAUGUAAUCUGAAAACACGAAAUCCGAAAACCUGAUUAUGAAACGUGGGUAUAAUAUUAGCACCAUCAAGUCUCGGUAAUUUUAAAUGAAUAUGUUGUUGCCGAACAGAUCCGAGAGGACCCGACUAUCUCGCGUGUGCGUGCAUCGAGUCCUUUUCCAACCCCUCCUCAAGAGCACUUGCGACAUCGUGUGGCUGGUGGUAGGUUAAUUUUCGUUCGGACAGACCUGUCAGUCAAUUUUCAAUGCGCAUUUUAGCGGAUACAUUUGUGUCGUCAAAAGAUAAUAAAGGAAAAUAAAUGGAGCAGUGGGCCAAGUUGGUUGCGAGGUCACCGGGUUUCUUUAUGUCUGACUGAUGCGUGCAGGGAUGCAGACUGCUGUGCACACAUGUUGGUGCAGUUUGCAUUCGGUUCCAGUUUGGGUUUGCCAAUGGGUCGGACUUAGGUUUGUCUCAGGUCGGGUAUUUCUUAAAAAAAAAAAUGAUGCAUGUCGGGUUCGGGUAUAAAGUGAUUUGGGUCAUAUCGGUUGGAGUACAUUUAAACAAGAGAGAAGACUUCUAACUCAAAUUCCGGCCUUCAUGUAGCGAUUAGAAAUCUUCUUCGCAUCGUCUUAUUGAUUAUAGCUGUUAUCUGAUUUAAUCCCUACAGUAUAUUUCAAACGCCCAACUUCUAACGUUAAGCACACAAGGGUGACAAUGGAUAUAAAUGCUAUGCAUUUACAAACCCUGUCUUGUCAAUUUGCAGAAAAUUAAUCUCUCAUCAUACGCUCUUAUAAAUAGGCCUACGACAAAAUCAUUUCACCUAGCAUGGAUCCGGUGUUCAUCAGCAAGGCUUUGUGGCCGUGUUUGUUAUGAUCUGAAAUAUGUUUUUCAAUAGCGGACAGACCUGCAGCCAAUGGCAUCAGCAGCACCUGCUGUUAAGAGUCAAGGAUACUACACACUAUGUUUACAUUAAUGCGUUUAUCCUUUAAAACGCGUUACUUUUGCUACGUUUACGCCUUUCAUCUACACUACAUCACCGUUUUCGACCCUCAUAAACGGAUUCGUUCGCAAACGCUGAAGACCCCGUUUUAGUUUGAGAACUCAGACGUUGCUCUGAGUGUAAAUGAACAUAGACGGAGUCUUAUGUAAACGAACAGCUGAUGUUAACGUGACAGCGCAUCAUUUUCAAAGUAAAAAUUAUUUUAUUCAUGUAAAUGUUGGUUUGUUACGGAGGUUUUGCCAAAAAUAGUAAACAUCUACCAACCAGCUAUUAUA